Molecule: messenger RNA, 3825 nt
Organism: Xenopus tropicalis (tropical clawed frog)
Lineage: Eukaryota; Metazoa; Chordata; Amphibia; Anura; Pipidae
Gene: cdh3
Product: cadherin 3
Exons: 16
Coding region: 136-2781 (881 amino acids)
Biological process (GO): cell adhesion; homophilic cell-cell adhesion; cell-cell adhesion
Cellular component (GO): plasma membrane; cell junction; membrane
Molecular function (GO): calcium ion binding
Source: RefSeq, a predicted model, not a curated record
UCCCCGCCUAGCUCGGCACACCUGGGUCCGGCCCACAAUUAAAGGGCGUAGCAGGCACACGCUGCGGUUUGGAUGCGCUUAACGGGACGCUAGAGUCUUCUGUUCGGGACGGUAGCUGCACAGAAACGGGCUCACAUGGGGGGCACCAGGCUCGGAAACCCGAACGUUUGGGUGUGCGGGCUGCUUUGCUUGUUACAGGUUGUGCCUUCCAUAAAUGUGGAUGUUUCUGGAUGCCAGCCUGGAUUUUCCUCUGCAGACUACACUUUUUCUGUAAACCGUAGGGAGCUGGAGAGGGGCAGAAAGCUUGGCAAAGUGAACUUUGUCGACUGUACAACCCGCAAACAUGGUUUGUUUGAUGUGGGAGAUUCACGAUUCAGGGUGCUGCCGGAUGGUACUGUUCUAGUAAAACGCCAUGUGAAACUGCACAGCAAGGACACCAAAUUUAUAGUCAGUACAUGGGAUGCGCGUGGCAUUAAGCACUCUACUAACAUUGCUGUUGUGAACAAACGCCAUCGAUCCGGAGAGGAAUCUCACAGGAGGUCUUCAGAGCUGCCGGUGCUGACUUUUCCAGAGAAGCGCACUGGUCUGAAAAGGAAGAAGAGAGACUGGGUCAUCCCUCCUAUUAAGGUUUCUGAGAAUGAACGUGGCCCUUUCCCCAAACGUCUUGUGCAGAUUAAAUCAAACAAAGAGAGGGUAACUAAGGUUUUCUACAGUAUUACUGGGCAAGGGGCAGACACCCCUCCUGAAGGAGUGUUUCGUAUAGAGAAGGAAACAGGAUGGAUGCUGGUUUCCCGGCCUUUGGAUCGUGAAGAGUAUGAUAAAUAUGUGCUGCUUUCUCAUGCUGUAUCUGAGAAUGGUGCUUCUGUGGAAGAGCCGAUGGAAAUAACGGUCUACGUGAUUGAUCAAAAUGAUAACCGUCCCAAGUUCACACAAGAGGUGUUCAGAGGAUCUGUCAGGGAGGGUGUGCAGCCAGGCACGCGGGUGAUGGCUGUAUCUGCAACAGAUGAUGAUGAUGGUAUAGAAACCCUGAAUGGUGUCAUUUCCUAUUCAAUUCUGAAGCAGGAUCCUGAGCAACCAACUCCUAAUUUGUUUACGAUAAACCGAGAAACUGGAGUAAUUAGCUUGAUUGGGACGGGUUUGGACAGAGAGAAAUUUCCAGAAUACAUACUUACUGUGCAAGCUGCCGAUCUGGAUGGUGCAGGACUGAGUACGGAGGGGAAAGCUAUUAUAGAGAUCACCGACGCAAACGACAAUGCUCCAAUUUUUGAUCCAAAAACUUAUACAGCACUGGUCCCAGAGAGUGAAGUUGGUUUUGAAGUUCAGAGACUGUCUGUUACAGACUUGGAUCAGCCUGGAACUGCUGCAUGGCAGGCAGUCUACAAGAUUAGGGUUAAUGAAGGAGGGUUUUUUAAUAUUACCACGGAUCCAGACUCUAAUCAAGGAAUACUAACAACUGCUAAGGGUCUUGAUUUUGAGCAGAGGAAGCAGUAUGUGCUACAAAUCACUGUAGAAAAUGCUGAACCUUUCUCUGUUCCGCUACCAACCUCUACUGCUACUGUAACUGUGAUGGUGGAGGAUGUCAAUGAAGCCCCGUUCUUUGUGCCAGUUGUCAGCAAAAUAGAUGUUUCUGAGGACCUUACACGUGGCCAGCAAAUUGUUUCUCUUGUAGCCCAGGACCCUGAUAAGCAACAGAAACAAAAGUUAAGCUAUGUCAUUGGCAAUGACCCAGCUCGCUGGCUUACUGUAAAUAAGGACACUGGCAUUGUCACUGGAAAUGGCAACUUGGAUCGUGAGUCGGAGUAUGUCAAGAACAAUACAUAUUCAGUCAUCAUGCUGGUAACAGAUGAUGGUGUUCCAGUUGGCACUGGCACCGGGACACUCAUUCUGCAUGUGCUGGAUGUCAAUGACAACGGCCCUGUUCCCAGCCCUCGAGUCUUCACCAUGUGUGAUCAGAAUCCUGAGCCCCAAGUAUUAACAAUCACUGAUGCUGACAUCCCUCCAAACACCUACCCGUACAACGUUUCACUUUCGCAUGGCUCUGAUUUAAUAUGGAAGGCUGAACUUGACAGUAAAGGAACAUCAAUGCGUCUCAGUCCAACUCAGCAGCUGAAGAAAGGAGAUUACAGCAUUUAUGUGCUUCUGUCUGAUGCGCAAAAUAAUCAGCAGCUGACUGUGGUGAACGCUACAGUGUGCAACUGUGAGGGAAAAGCAAUAAAAUGCCAGGAAAAACUUGUUGGCGGUUUUGAUCUGCCGAUUAUCCUUGUGAUCUUGGGCUCGGUCUUGGCUCUGUUAAUCCUAUUCUUGCUGCUACUUCUGUUCCUGAAGAGAAAGAAGGUUGUGAAGGAGCCACUGCUUUUGCCAGAGGAUGAUACCAGGGACAAUAUAUUCUAUUAUGGAGAGGAAGGUGGUGGGGAGGAAGACCAGGAUUAUGACUUGAGCCAGCUGCACAGAGGCCUAGAUUCCCGUCCAGACAUAAUGAGGAAUGAUGUGGUCCCCACACUGAUAUCUGCUCCGCAUUACAGAGCUCGGCCUUCAAACCCGGAUGAAAUUGGUAACUUCAUUGAAGAGAACUUGGAUGCAGCUGACAAUGACCCCACUGCUCCCCCAUAUGAUUCUCUUUUAGUGUUUGAUUAUGAAGGCAGUGGCUCCGAGGCCGCAUCGCUCAGCUCACUGAACUCUUCCAACUCAAAUGAUGAACAUAAUUACAACUAUCUGAAUGACUGGGGCCCUCGCUUCAGAAAGUUAGCAGAUAUGUAUGGUGGAGAUGAUGAUGACGAGUAGAUUUAGGAAUUAAAUAGAACUUUUGGUCCCUCUGAAUGGACCUGAUUCCACACUUAACCUUUGCUGCAAGCUGUUUAAAGUUCUAUAAUUGCAAGCAUUCUCGGAUUUCUCUGGGGCCGCUGCUGCUUAUAAGUUUCAAUUUCUGGAUGGCAAAGAUCAUUUAGGAGCCAAGUAAAGCCAUGAAAGGGCUACAGAGGCUUAUUAAGAACGGAAUCCACACAUGCCUUGACAGAAUGUUCUGAUGUUGUCUCAAGUCAAGAUAUUAUCCCAGUGCCUUUUUGAUGUGCUCUGUAAUCUACCAAACAUUUUGUGGACCCCUGUCCUGUCCCAUUACAGGGUGCACUUUUUCAUCACAUCCCUGGACCUAAAAUCUGUUUUUUGUUUUGUUUUUUUUUAUCUCCUCUCCCCUGCCAAGUUCAGUUGACUUACAACUGUUUGGCUCUAAGGAUGGCUAUGAACAAUGUUUUGGUUUUUAGAUUUUUGAACUUCUUUUUAAAACACUGGACAUGAACAGCCAUACUGGUUUGUGUGAAUACACUGGGGACAUUAAAGUGUUGUAGUUGAAGCAUAUUACCACCUUUUAAAUAUGUGCCUUUCUACAGUCUCUGCAUGGCUACUUCUGCUUAUUUGAAAAUCCUUGCAUCAUCCACUUGUGAGCAUAUGUAGUUUCAUGUUGAGUAAUGUGAAGCCUGAAGACCGCCAAUAUAUAAUAAAUUGAUUUGUGGCAUAAUGCGAAGGGUCAUCAAAACUUGCUCUUUGCGAUCUGCAUUAGCAUUUAUGGUAAAUUAAUAUCCACUAUUUGCCUUGUGAUGCGUGGGGCCAGUCUGAAUAAAUCUUCAUAUUCUAACUAAAUCUGUAGCACUGGCAAAUCCACUUAUGCUUCUUAGACCACCUUUUCCGUUUGAAUUUAGCAAUGUCAUUUUAUUCCUUUCACUGUACUAUUUUUCAGAAUAUUUAUGAGAAAUAAAUAGUUUUGUACUUCAUCACAAACAGCUGUAUAAUACCUGACAUUUUUAUUAAAGGUCUUUUGUUGUUUUUGGAAAA